UUCUGCUCUCUCUCUCUCUCUCUCUCUCUCUCUCUCUCUCUCUCUCUUCCACUUAAGUCUCUUCGCUUUCUUUUGAGCUCUUCUUCUUCAAAUUAACAAACUGCUGCACUCAUUUUCCGUUCUGGUAAUAGAAAACUCCAACUUAACUUAGCUCAGCCGUCAUCAAGGCGCCACCACGACAACAAAUCUUCCAUUUUUUUUCUUCCGGAGUCAUAAAAAUUCGAUUUUGAAUAAAGUUGAGAGCAGUUGAGCUUAUGAUUUCACCGACGGCGAUCACAUUUCUUUAAUUUCUCUGAUGCCGUAGCCGAAUGCGACAAAUGAACGAGAUUUUGGCGGGUUUCUGAUACUCUGUCUGAUUUCACCUGUAGCUUUUGUUGCAUAAUAUAUGGUGGGGAUUCUGAUUCCUCUGCUGCCAUGAGUUUCUAGGGUUUGGUCUGUUAUAAGCUGGGAAAGGGAGAAUGGUAGUUGAGAAUGGAUUCAACGAUGAAGAGAAGGGGGAGAGAAAUUGUGUUCUUGUUGGUUUCCAAAUUGAUGGCGAUGGAAGAGAAUUGCUUGGAUGGGCAAUCACAAAUCUUGCAGAAGAAGGCGACCGUUUGGUGGCUGUUAAUGUUUCCAGGAAUCAAGAUCUUAGCAGAGCUGGAACUCCCUCUUUGAUUAAAGUUUUAGAUGAUUGCCUGGCUGAGCAUGAGGAGCUCUGUAGGAGGAAGAAGAUCAUUCUUGCAGGCCGAGUCGCCCGGGGAAGCUCAAUUAAGAAAGUUUUGGUGAAGGAAGCUGAGAUUUGUUUAGCUAAGGCUGUGGUUGUUGGAGCAAACAAGAACUUCUCUUUAGGAGGUUAUGCUUCUCUAGCUAAGUAUUGUGCCAAGAAGCUCCCUUCAACCAUUGCUCUGAUUGCAGUUCACAAAGGGAAAAUAAUCUUCGAAAGGGCGGGAGCGGCGGCGGCGGCUAAACCACUCUCAGGAAGAGAGCACAAACCAAAUCUCCGAAGCUUCUUGCAUCCCAGUGUUGGUAUGGAUGCUGAAGUCAUUGAACCGAUUACCCGAUCUAAAUCAGAUGUGAAGAAUCCAAAACUAUACAAUUUCGGAGACAAAGUUGUGAAGCGGAUCAGAAAAGAGUCAAGGAAUUACUGCCUUCUUGAUCAUGAGAAGAUGAGAGAAAGAAAUGUAAGUUCAAUUUCAGUACUAGUUAAAAAGUUACCAGAAGCAAAGCCUGGUUGGCCGCUAUUGCGCAGAGCAGUGACAGCAAAUAUAGAGGCAUUGAAGGGAAGCGAAGCUCGAAAAAUGUCUGUGAUCCAUUGGGUCAUGAAGCUCCCUGAUAGAUCUUUGCCUGCUACACAGUCACAGUUUGAUCUAGUUAAAGAGCUCGAAAUAAUUCUGGAAAUGAAUUCUUCUUUUUGCAAAUUUUUUCAGUACGAGGAACUGCAGAAUUAUACCAGCUACUUCUCACCAGAAAAUCUGAUUGGGAAAGGAGGAAAUAGCCGAGUAUUCAAGGGCAGCCUUUCUGAUGGUCAGCAAGUGGCUAUAAAAUUAUCAAAGUUAUCUGAAGAAUCAUCAAGAGAUUUUCUUCUUGAGGUAGAUAUUGUCACCAGGCUUCAACAUGAUCGAGUCGUGCCAUUGAUUGGUAUCUGUGUUGAAGAUGACAAUCUUCUUUCAGUAUAUUCUUACUUCUCUAGAGGAAAUCUGGAAGAAAACCUUCAUGAUAAAAGAGCCAAGGCUGCACUAGAUUGGGACAGGAGGUUUAAGGUUGCGGUUGGAAUUGCCGAAGCGCUUAGCUAUCUACACGACGGCUAUUUGCGUCCCAUAAUUCACAGAGAUGUCAAGUCCUCUAACAUCCUUUUGUCAGAUGAUUACAACCCACAAUUAUCAGAUUUCGGCUUAGCCAUAUGGGCACCUACUAAUGCACCAUACCUAACUCAUAGUGAUGUUGUUGGAACAUUUGGAUAUUUAGCUCCUGAGUACUUUAUGCAUGGAAAAGUCAGUACCAAGGUUGAUGUUUAUGCGUUUGGAGUGGUUUUACUAGAGCUGCUGACAGGAAGAAGACCAAUCAAUGAUGACAGCCCCAAAGGGCAGGAGAGUUUGGUUAUGUGGGCCACACCAAUACUAGAAAGAGGAGAUAUCAUGGAGAUUAUCGAUCGAAAUCUGGAUGGAAAGUAUGAGGAGGUUCAGCUGCAAAGAAUGAUAAUGGCUGCUUCACUAUGCAUCAGAAGGGCAGCUCGUCGCCGGCCUCAGAUGCACCAGGUUGUUAAAAUUCUGCAAGGGGAAGAAGAGAUUAAGCCAUGGAUGAGUUAUGAUGUUAACAACAAUCUGACAGAACAAGAUUGGCAAGAUGAUGAAGCAUAUCCAGCUUCAAGCAUUGGAUCACAUUUAGGCCUUGCACUGCUUGAUGUGGAUGAUGAUGCUUCAGUAGUGAGCUUUGAGCAGAACAAUCUCAAAUCAUUGGAUGAAUACCUUCAAGAUAGAUGGAGUCGCUCCACAAGCUUUGAUUAGCUUCUUUCGUGGUUUCUGAUCAAACUGUUCUUUUAGUUUAGUAUUGCUAUAUGAACCAAAUAAUUUACACACAAAUUGGAUGGGGCUCGUCUUUGGUUUGGGAGGAUCAAUCAAAAUGAGAAACAGUGUUGAUUGAUUCACUAAGCUAACUGAAGAUUAUUAUUAUUUUUUUUUGUGUAAAUUUUUCUGGUGAGUAAAGCUUUGCUGGUUUUCUUUUUUUGUACA
Molecule: messenger RNA, 2708 nt
Organism: Dendrobium catenatum
Lineage: Eukaryota; Viridiplantae; Streptophyta; Magnoliopsida; Asparagales; Orchidaceae
Product: serine/threonine-protein kinase RIPK
Exons: 12
Coding region: 459-2483 (674 amino acids)
Biological process (GO): protein phosphorylation
Molecular function (GO): ATP binding; protein kinase activity
Source: RefSeq, a predicted model, not a curated record